GCUGAAGAGAGAAAAAAUCAAAAGGAAAUACGGGUGGGGACUUUCGGUCCUCGAAUGCUAUAAAAUCCUCCGCAGGAUUCGGAGUCCUGUUAGUGAUACCAAACUAUCUUGACAUCCGCACGACCACGUUAACUUCUUCUCGUUAACAUGAAGUUUCUUGUGAUCUUUGUAAUUUUUGGAGUUUGUCUCGUACAAAGUGCACCUUCGACCUUGCUCUCGACGAUAGCACCUCAGCAAUUGGGAUCGAGUCCACCACAGAUGUCCAGAUACGUGGGACAGGCCCAUUAUCCAGGAUAUUACGUUUACAAUUAUUUACAGGUCGACCACGGACGAGAAGUUCCUGUCGCAAUAUACGCUGACGGAAGUCCCGCCCUUUCUCACUUACAGCCAACGUAUGCUUACUACGGAUCGCCUUAUUUCGAUUACAGAUACCAAUUUAAUCAGUUGUUUCCUGGAUUCGUCGGUUAUCAACCGCCGACAUUGAUACCGAGCGGACCACCCUCGUUUGUACCGCCUCAACAGGGACCGCCGACCUUCCAGCCGACCACAGAACGACCCUCGUACGAGGACGACGGUGUGGAAAAACUCGACGAGAAACUUGAGCCCGCGAUGGAAAGCGACAACAACGACGAGCACCGAGAAGACGACGACGACGAUUCCGUCACCAUCGAUGCCGUUUGAAUCAAUCGCGUUUCAGACUAAAAAAUUCUUUUUUUUUUCCCCACAGAAACGAAAUCAUGAGAAUAUUUUGAAAUAACGAUAUGAAACGGAGAAAAAUGUUCCUCGCACAAUAAAGAACUGCAAAAGUUUCGAAAAAAAUGUAAAAAUGUAGAAAAUU
Molecule: messenger RNA, 838 nt
Organism: Venturia canescens
Lineage: Eukaryota; Metazoa; Arthropoda; Insecta; Hymenoptera; Ichneumonidae
Exons: 4
Coding region: 148-681 (177 amino acids)
Source: RefSeq, a predicted model, not a curated record